Tympanuchus pallidicinctus (lesser prairie-chicken) is the source of this 3470-nucleotide messenger RNA. It is a transcript of the gene CUNH1orf198, whose product is annotated as chromosome unknown C1orf198 homolog. The transcript is spliced from 4 exons. The record is from RefSeq and is a predicted model, not a curated record. Bases 72 to 1076 code for a protein of 334 amino acids. Lineage: Eukaryota; Metazoa; Chordata; Aves; Galliformes; Phasianidae.
GAGGCGGAUCCCGCUCCGCCGUACAGCGCGGCCGGUUCGGUGCGCGCGGGGCCGGCGCCGGCGGGGCGGCCAUGGCCUCGAUGGCGGCGGCGAUCGCCGCCUCCCGCACGGCGGUGAUGAACGGCAACCGGCCGCUGGAUGAGCGGGAGCGCAAGCGGUUCAGCUACUUCUCCUCGCUCAGCCCCAUGGCGCGCAAGAUAAUGGCGGAGAAGGAGCGGAUCCGCGAGCGCUACGGGCCCGAGUGGGAGCGGCUGCCGCCCCGCCAGCAGGACGAGAUCAUCGACAAGUGCCUGGUGGAACCGCACGUCCAGGCCCGCUACGCCGCGCACCGCGGCACCGCCCGCCCGCCCGCGGCGCCCGCCUCCUACCCCAGCCUGCGCCUCAACACGGGCCAGAAGGUGGUGCGCUUCGGCGACGAGGAUAUAACUUGGCAAGAUGAGCACUCAGCUCCAUUCUCCUGGGAAACAAAGAGUCAGAUGGAGUUCAGCAUUGCAUCUCUGUCCAUACAAGAACAGAGUGGUGCCCAGUCACAAAAUGAACAGAGGCAACCACUUAAAGCAGCACCUGGCGUCCAAGUCCCUAAAUCUUCUCAGGCUAAGACCCCUGGCUCUGAUGGGUUAAUAGCACCCAGAAAGGAUGAGGAGUCCUCUUUCUGGAAGAUAAAUGCAGAACGCUCCAAGUUUGAAGGAGACAAGUCUGAGUUCCAGUCCUUGACCCCCAGCCAGAUCAAGUCCAUGGAGAAAGGAGAGAAACCCCUUCCCUCGUUUUACAGACAAGAGUCUGCUCCAAAGGAGGUGGCAAAAGCUGACAAGUCCAGCGUAACUAAACCUGAGAAGUCUGUUACCCCCAGUCUACCUUCUGUAUCUCUUGAAUGGGAGAAACCUCGACCCACUCAACUCCCUUCUAGUUCUCUAGAUGAUUUCUUUCUUCAUGACCCACCACAGGACCUGGCAUCUUCUAGGACAAACAAGGAAGAUACUGAUGGUACUAUACUUACAGAUCCACAAAAGGCUGGACAGACUAGUACAAGCAAUGUUAUCUUGAAGACUGGCUUUGAUUUUCUAGACAACUGGUAAAAGGUGCAUCAAAAUAGUCCGAACCAAUUUUGGGGAAGGAGUGAGACAUCUUUCUCUUCAUGUGUUAAUUUACUAGUAUUUGUGUCUUUUUCUAGAAGUAACUUUCAAAUUCUUAAAUGUUGCCUUUGUAUAAACUUUUGUAAUACCAGAUGCAUUUUUGGUUUUUAAACAGUGUUAGAUGUGUGGUUUCAUUUUGAUUUAUUUUUAAAAUCUGUUAAAUUUUUAGUAGCUACUGUUUUGAGAGGAUGGGAGAAGUUACCAAACAGAUGUUAAAGGAAAACAAAUGAAGUGUCUGUGCAUCUGAGAAGUGGAACCUACAGGAGCAGGUUGUUAUUUUCAAUUGAAACCUUGCUAGCAUGGCCUGUAAGUAAUAGCAUAGCACAUGCAGUGGUUCCAAAAAAUAAACCAAAUGAUUCUGUACUUCAGAUAACUAGCAAAAGCAGUAUGAAAAAUAAGCAUACAGAGUGCGUUGAUUUCUGUAUCUCAUGUAGUCUGGAAGUAACUUUUGUAUUACUUAUUUGAAAAUACUUUUCUUUUGAAGAGGGCAGAGGUAUUGCCAAAAUGAUGGAUCCAAAGAAGCACUUCUUCUACCCUAUAAAUCUGCUAAAAUAACCAGAAGAGUGUUAGAGAAAUGUCCUGAGGAAAGAAUUGAUGUUUCUGAUCUUUGGAUUAAAGACUUGAACUGGGGAAGGGAAAUAGGACAACACCUUAUGAAUGGGAGAAACAGUCUUCAGGGAAUACAAGCCUAACGAUUCACUGCCUCCUUGUUAGAGCAUAACUCUUCUUAACAGUGGUGCUGGAAGCACAGCACUGGUAAUUGCUGCAGUGUGAAUUACCUUUGUGUCAGGAAACCACUAUGUUUAUGGGAGGUCCUAGCAGUAUGAGGCUUCUUUGUAUUUAUAAGCAACUUACAGUCUCAAAGACUUACAAACUUUGGUGCUUUUUCCUCCUGGUGGGUAUUUUCUCUCUUCAGCAUUCAACAUCUGGGUUACAUUUAUUCCCAAGAUGCAAAGUAGCAUCUCAAGGUGGCCCUCAGCAGUUCUGCGUUCGAAUGAUCUUUGGUGUUUUAAAUGUAGAGAACAAGGUUAGCUGUCAUUUGAGUCUGUUGUCUCCGAAAUGCAGCAUGAUUUACACACUGACUCUCACUGUGUUUACCUCACCUUGAAGCCUUAAUUCCCCCAACGCACAACCAGUGGGUGGUCUGCUCCAAUGCCAAAGGUCUGACCUUCCCUUUACCUCAGCAGUAGUCCCGUAGCGUUUGUUUGGGGUAGAAGGCAAAGCAUGGGACUCUGAUGGCUCUUGUAGGUCCCUGCCAAAUCUGUAAGAAGGUCGCCAUCUCCUAGACCUUGACAGUGCUGGGCUUCUCAUGGAUUAGCAUUUGGUUAAAUGCCAGAGGCAGUGACAUGCACAGAACUGGCUGCUGCAGGGUUUUCUUCUGCCUACUCCAAGUCUGUUACAGGAAGCGUUUGAAAUGUACUGGAGGAGUCCUUGCCUCUAAUUGCUGUACUGCCUGCUCCAAACAAGCAUUGUGUGCUGAUAGAGCAUUAAAACUUACUUGCUGACCAAGGAAAAUGCUGUAAGCUGCCCUCUGAAAAACACAGCCCCAAACCUCCAGCUUUUCUAGAGUUUUCUUAAAAGGUUUCUUAGCUAAAGGGCAGAUUGCCACAGAGUAUAAGCCAUUCUAUAGCCUUAUGUAUAGAAUUCAGAGGCUUCUAAAUAUCCCUCCUGAGAUGCACACGUUCCCUAAUUCACAGAUAUUGUCUCUGCAUUCAGCAGUUCACAAAAUACUAUAAUUGUUUCUCUUGGCCUAGGCUUUACAGCUUGCUUUUUCUUAGCUGUCUGUUUUUAGGAUUUCUUACAAGUAAUCUUACAAGCAUUAAUAUAGCUUAGAACAACUUCAGCAAAAAAACAUUUAGGUGUGUAAUUAGUGCUGACUUACACCUCCUUUUCAAAGCUGACAAACACUAACCCUGGGUGUUACUCCUUUCAUUGACUCCAAUUUUCUAUGCAUUUAGCUGCUGAAAAGUUUCAAAUCCAAUGUUAGGAUGUGUAUUCUAAUCUUACUUAGAAAUGGGCAGAUCUUAAAGCAAACUCUCAUACUGUUGAGGGGUGUUAUUUCAUAUCUCUGCUAACUGCAUUGAAACUUCUUAAAGCAAAACCUGGGCCGUCUGUCUCCUCCAUUGGCUAACACUACCCUGAUACACAUUGGGACCAGCUGGUAGAACAUGCUGCAGAACUUUAUACUUAUCCUGGUAGCUCUUUCCUGUGCUUUGACAAGAGUUGAUGAUGCUCCUUCUUUCUUUCAUAUGUUUUUAUUAAACAUUCUUACAAAAAAAAAUGUACUUGGUCACAUUUUAUAUUAACAAUGUUUUAAUAAAUUCACUUUAAAUAGAA